GCGAGGCCCGUGGCUGGCAUACGCUGCACUGCUUUCCAGGUCGCCCGCCAUGGCCACCUCCCUGGUGCGGACGCUCGUGGGCCUGAGCGCGGGCCUGCUGCGCCCCCCGCGCGUCCCCGUGCCCGCGCUGCUGGCGGGGAGCCCGGCGGCCGGCCUGCAGCUCGCGCUGGGCUUCAAGACCAAGGCCGUGCUGCGGAAGCGCUGCCGGGACUGCAGCCUGGUGAAGCGGCGCGGCCGCUGGUUCGUGCAUUGCAAGAGCAACCCGCGCCACAAGCAGCGGCAGAUGUAGUGGCGGCUCCGCGGGCGCAGGCUCCGUCACUGCACCUUUCAAAUAAAAACCAAUCUCCUUU
Molecule: messenger RNA, 350 nt
Organism: Ochotona curzoniae (black-lipped pika)
Lineage: Eukaryota; Metazoa; Chordata; Mammalia; Lagomorpha; Ochotonidae
Gene: MRPL36
Product: mitochondrial ribosomal protein L36
Exons: 2
Coding region: 50-289 (79 amino acids)
Biological process (GO): ribosome biogenesis; translation
Cellular component (GO): ribosome; mitochondrial large ribosomal subunit
Molecular function (GO): structural constituent of ribosome
Source: RefSeq, a predicted model, not a curated record